Molecule: messenger RNA, 1377 nt
Organism: Oikopleura dioica
Lineage: Eukaryota; Metazoa; Chordata; Appendicularia; Copelata; Oikopleuridae
Source: the annotation of a GenBank genome assembly
AUGCUGAAUCGGAUCGCAAAGACUGCGGCCCGCACUUCGGCCAGGGCGUCCGGAGUGAUCAACAAUGCGCCCAUGAAGGAUCAAGAUCGAAUCUUCACAAACCUGUACGGCUUCCACGACUGGUCGAUCAAGGGUGCCGAAGCUCGAGGCGACUGGUACAAGACGAAAGAGAUCAUCCUCAAGGGUGCCGAAUGGAUCCAGCAGGAGGUUAAGGAUUCCGGCCUUCGAGGACGUGGUGGUGCCGGUUUCCCCACUGGUCUCAAGUGGUCCUUUAUGAAUGUCCCUGUCACCGAUGGUCGACCAAAGUACCUUGUUGUCAACGCCGAUGAGGGAGAGCCAGGAACUUGCAAAGAUCGAGAUAUUAUGCGACACGACCCUCACAAGCUCAUCGAAGGCUGCCUGGUAGCUGGUUACGCCAUGGGUGCUCGAGCUGCCUACAUCUACGUCCGCGGAGAGUUCUACAACGAAACCUCCAAUUUAAUGUACGCUGUGCGAGAGGCAUACGCCAAGGGAUACCUCGGCGAGAACGCUUGCGGCACUGGCUACGACUUUGACGUUUACGUCCAGCGAGGUGCUGGUGCGUACGUCUGCGGCGAAGAAACCGCGCUUAUUGAAUCUCUCGAGGGAAAGCAGGGAAAGCCCAGACUGAAGCCACCAUUCCCCGCCGCCGUCGGCGCUUUUGGCUGCCCUACCACCGUCAACAACGUCGAAACUAUCGCCGUUGCUCCAACCAUUUGCCGACGAGGAGCCGACUGGUUCGCCUCCUUCGGACGAGAGCGAAACACUGGCACCAAGCUCUUCAAUAUUUCCGGAAACGUUAACACUCCCUGCACCGUUGAGGAGACCAUGUCCAUCCCGAUGAGAGAACUUAUUGAAAAGCACGCCGGUGGUGUCCGGGGCGGCUGGGACAACCUGCUAGCUGUCAUUCCCGGUGGUUCCUCCACUCCCCUUCUUCCCAAGCACAUUUGUGACGAUAUUAUGAUGGACUUCGACGCUCUUGCCGCUGCUCCAUCUGGUCUUGGCACUGCCGCUCUCAUCGUCAUGAACAAGGACGAUGAUCCAGUCGAAUGUAUCUGGCGAUUGAUGGAGUUCUACAAGCACGAGUCUUGCGGUCAGUGCACUCCCUGCCGAGAAGGCGUUUCAUGGAUGAACGACAUCCUCAAGCGAUGGACUUUCGGACAGUCUCGAGGACCCGAGGAAAUCGAACAGCUCUGGGAAAUCUCGAAGCAGGUCGAAGGAAACACUAUUUGCGCGCUCGCCGACGGUGCUGCAUGGCCAGCCCAAGGUCUUAUCCGGUGGUUCAAGCCUUACCUCGAGGAACGAUUUGCCGAAGACGUCCGAAGACAAGAGGCCGCCGGCAUUUCCCUCGAAGUUUGA